UGCGGUAUGCAGUGUUUGCCGGGUACGUGUCCCGCGAUGAAUGUGAAGUGUUAUGUGUGUCAAAAUUAUGGCCAUUAUGCCAGGCGGUGUAAUGCGCCACGAAGCAUUAAAAAAGUGUACGGUAUUGAGGUACGCGAGGAGGACUCGGACGGCGGCGAGGACGAUUAUCAAAACCUUGCUGAUUGUGAUGAUGAGGGUGAUGUGGAACAGGUACUGUCUCCUGCAAUGGACCCUUUCUCUUCUGCGGAGUCAUCAGAGGAAACUGUGGUCGAGUCCCACUCUCCCAUGAUAACAAUAAGAAAAAGAGGUGGACAAAUAGCCGAGUAACCAGGUCUUGUCCCGCAUCACUCUAUAUAUAGAUAGUUUAAAUUUUGAAAAGACAUUUAAAGUUAUGUAUUUCAAUAUAGGUUAUCAGUGUACGAUAUAAUAAGUAUUCCUAAGUUACUACUGUACGCACAUUUUAAAAUGUUUAAAACAAAACCCUAUUGAUUGGGGUACCUUUGUAUGGGUAACAAUUUUUUGCAAGUUAUGUAAUCCGGUGUUGGGUAGAUUAUAUUAGUAUGUAAUCUUUAAAAGGGGAAGAUGUUGUGGGUAGAACUAGA
Messenger RNA from Leguminivora glycinivorella, 602 nucleotides. RefSeq lists its product as uncharacterized. Gene Ontology annotation, molecular function: nucleic acid binding; zinc ion binding. The record is from RefSeq and is a predicted model, not a curated record. Bases 7 to 327 code for a protein of 106 amino acids. The transcript has 2 exons. NCBI's taxonomy places the organism in Eukaryota, Metazoa, Arthropoda, Insecta, Lepidoptera, Tortricidae.